UUAUUGUUAUCUUUUUACUUAUUAUACUCGUGCUCCUGACAAUUGACAUAUUCUUGGUUGUGUUCGUAAUAAUCUUGCGCAGAUUCAAAUUUUACGAGAAAGUGUACAAAGUUCCCCCGGAUCCAGUUAUUCUUCCUGUUAAUGUCAACCUGAUGUCCCUCCAAUAAAAGACAUAUCCAUGGCAGCCAAUACGAUCCUCAUAGCUGUAGGCGUAUCCGUCAUAUUAAGCCUCGUUGCUAUGUGUGUGAUGUUACUUGUCUUCAUCUUCGAUAGUCCGUACUCUAAAGCCACCAGGACGACCUUGGCUACCACAACUGUUGAGGUGCAGAUGCACGAACCGCCGGAACUUGCACCUGCUGAGGAAGUGGCGGCACCAUAAUCACAUUUCAUUUCAGCAUAUCACCCCCGGACUGGCGAUGGCUCGGCUUCUUCACAAACUCAGAUUCAGAUCAGUGUCGCGCGGCGCACAGCGGUGUCAACUUGUCGUGCAGCAGAGUGCGAGUAUCACUAUUCCCAUUACCCAUUUAAGUACCCGAGCAGACCACACCGGACCGAAGCCAACGCCAGCACACAUCCCGACACAAAGGACAGCACACAGAGCCCACGGAGAGCGCCGAACACGGCAUACGGAAAUUAAUAAAUCGAUCAUCAGCUCAUUUUGAGAGGAACAAACGUUCCGGCGAUCUCUUAAGCAAUCGCCACCCCAAGCCUACCUCCACAUCCACAUCCGGAGCCCGAAGCCGCACCGCCGCUGAGCUGAGGAAGAGACGGCCAGUCAAGCUAGCCAAGAGCGGAAGAAUGCCGACCAUCACCGAGGACUGCAUCGAUGGCUUCCAACAGUACUAUGCCCGGCCGCCGGAGAGGCCCAAGAAGAAGUCCCUAAAGCAGAUGAUCUACGAUUCCGAGGACAACUCCUACUUUGGUCGCUCCAUGGAGAGCUGGGCCAAAAUCGGAAUCUUCUAUGUGGCCUUCUACGGAGUACUCGCCGCCCUGGUGGCCAUCUGCAUGUGGGCCUUCUUCCAGACCCUCGAUCCUCGCAUACCCAAAUGGACACUAGACCGCUCCCUGAUCGGCACCAAUCCAGGUUUGGGUUUUCGCCCCUUGCCGCCGGUAGACAACGUCGAGAGCACCUUGAUCUGGUACAAAGGCACCCAACACGAGAACUACAAGCACUGGACAGACUCCCUCGAUGAUUUCCUUGCGGUGUACAAGGUACCCGGCCUUACGCCCGGUCGUGGCCAGAACAUCUACAACUGCGACUACAACCAGCCGCCACCAAAGGGCCAGGUGUGCGAUGUGGACAUCAAGUCGUGGUCGCCGUGCACCAAGGAGAACAACUACAGCUACCACAAGAGUGCCCCAUGCAUCUUCCUGAAGCUCAACAAGAUCUAUGGCUGGAUACCGGAAUACUACAACGAUUCCCGCGACCUGCCCGAGUCCAUGCCCGCGAGCCUGAAGAACUACAUUGGAGAAAUGGAGAAAACACAGCCCCACAAGCUGAACACAAUCUGGGUGUCGUGCGAGGGCGAGAACCCAGCUGACCAGGAAAACAUUGGUGCUGUCAAUUAUCUGCCGGUCAGGGGCUUCCCCGGCUACUUCUAUCCCUACCAGAAUUCAGAGGGCUACCUGAGUCCCCUGGUGGCCGUUCACUUCCAGCGUCCGAAACGCGGCAUCAUCAUCAACGUGGAGUGCAAGGCUUGGGCUCGCAACAUUAUCCACGAUCGCAAGGAGAGAAUUGGAUCCGUUCACUAUGAGCUCCUGAUCGAUUAAUCGUUUUAAAUGUUAACCCAUUACAUUAUGUUUUAACAAAAGGUGUGUUCGAUGAGCAACAAUCAUGGACACAGUGGAGUGGAGUGGAGAACGCUAAAGGCGGUGACAGACAAUCCUAACAGAGGCACCCCAUUUAGAUGUUUUUAUGGUUGCUUUUAAAUGUUCAAAAUACCCGUUUUCAAAAUUUCUAGUUUUGUGAGAUACUUUCCCAUACAUUACCACAUUUACAAGAAUUAUUCCGCCUAGCUAGAAUAUAUGCCGCCUAAGAUAUACAAAUUUUGAACUUUGAGCAAUUUUAUGCACUCUUCACAUUAGUUUAUAACGAAAAGACACCAAGGAAACAAUUUAAAGGGAUCGAUCGUAGUAGCCAGACGUGAAUCUCAUUUAGCGCUGACCCAAAACAAAUGCAACAAAUUUAUAACAAUCAAUCCAAACUGCCAUUUCCGAUAGAUCAACAAAAACGAAUCAUUAGAUAAUACAAUUUAUAUCGAAAUUUUACGGAUUACAUUUUUGAGUCUGCUAUACAUUUAACCAGAACAGACCAAUUUUGUCAAACAAAAAUAACCACUUUUACUAAUUACAUAUAGAUUCAGAAUAUUUAUACAUUUCUUAGUCAAAAGUGAAAGCUCUCAACAUCACACUUUGUCAACAACAAAAUAUUAAAAAUUGGCUACGGAAACGCUGAGCUGCGGUUAAUUUGUAAGUUACAAAUAUUUAAGACGUGCGAAGAGAAAGAUGUAAAAAUUACUUGAAUUGAAACUGCUAAGAGACAUGAUAUAUAUCGCUUUCAAAUCUUUUUCAAUAAAAAUAAAAUGUAAGUAGUGAGAAAUCCA
Molecule: messenger RNA, 2603 nt
Organism: Drosophila kikkawai
Lineage: Eukaryota; Metazoa; Arthropoda; Insecta; Diptera; Drosophilidae
Gene: nrv2
Product: nervana 2
Biological process (GO): sodium ion export across plasma membrane; intracellular potassium ion homeostasis; intracellular sodium ion homeostasis
Cellular component (GO): sodium:potassium-exchanging ATPase complex
Molecular function (GO): ATPase activator activity
Source: RefSeq, a predicted model, not a curated record